Molecule: messenger RNA, 2227 nt
Organism: Suncus etruscus (white-toothed pygmy shrew)
Lineage: Eukaryota; Metazoa; Chordata; Mammalia; Eulipotyphla; Soricidae
Gene: SUSD5
Product: sushi domain containing 5
Exons: 5
Coding region: 104-1984 (626 amino acids)
Biological process (GO): Notch signaling pathway; cell adhesion
Molecular function (GO): hyaluronic acid binding
Source: RefSeq, a predicted model, not a curated record
GACGCGCGGCCAGAGGAGAGAGCAGUGCGCCCCGACAAGCGGUGCCCAACGUCCGGGCAGUACCCGGGCACCCCGAGUCGUCGCCGCCGCCUGGACCGGACCCAUGGAUGCUCAGGGCCGUGGACCCCGAAGCCCACUCUGGGCGGCGGCGCUUCUCCUACUGGGGUUCCAUCGCCUCGCGGUGCGCGCCGAGGGAAAGCUCUUUGUGUUGGAGUCUCCCAACUCCUCUCUGGGUCUGCAGUUGGAGGCAGCUCGGAGUUCCUGCAAGCACCGAGGCGCCCACCUGGUGUCAGCCGAUGAGCUGCGGAGGGUGGUCCAAGAUUGCGCCUUCUCAGUGUGUACCACGGGCUGGCUGGCAGAUGGCACCCUUGGGACAACCAUAUGUAGCAAGGGAAAUGGUGAACAGCAGGUCUUGAGAGCUGUUGAUGUGAGAAUUGAGAGCAAUCCAGUUCCUGGAAGUACAUACAAUGCUCUUUGCAUUAAGGAUGAAGAGAAGCCGUGUGGAGACCCACCCUCAUUCCCACACACAAUCCUGCAGGGACGCACUGGCCUGGAGAUGGGGGACGAGCUGCUGUACGUAUGCGCCCCAGGUCACGUCACAGGCCGCAGAGAGACAGCCUUCACCUUGCUGUGCAACAGUUGUGGGGAGUGGUAUGGCCUGGUGCAGGCCUGCGGGAAAGAUGAAGCUGAGGCACACAUUGACUAUGAAGAGAAUUUCCCUGAUGAUCGAUCGGUGUCAUUUCGAGAGCUCAUGGAGGAUUCCCGGACAGAGGAGGAAGAGGACAGGAGCCAGGGAGAGACAUCUGAGGAGGCUCCCAAAGGAGAUCGCCUUGUCCCUACCUCUGCAGGGAUAGAAAACAAGGCCCAGGGCUCCACCUUUGUCCCCACAACAGGUUGGCUCAGAGCUGGAAGCACCGUCCCCACAGCCCUGCCAGGGUCCCAACUAAACCAGAAGUACUUGUACUGGUUUCCCUCGGAGACCUUCCACAAGCCCUCGUUGGAAAAGGAGGUGGAGGACGACACCAAAAAACACUUUCCUGCUGGAGACAAUCACAGCGGCUUGACACUGGCCACUAGUGAACUGGAGGCGGAGGUGACCUCAGAUAGUGCUGCCACUUUCUCAGGGCCAUUUGUGGGCAAGAAAGACCACAGCAGGGCUGGAGACUCGAUGGUGAGCAGCAGUGAUGAGUCCUGGUUAGAUGGCUACCCUGUCACUGAUAUGGCAUGGAGGAAGGCAGGAGCCGAGGAGGAGGAGGAGGAUGGGGACAAGGGGGAUGGCUCAGUAGGGUUGGAAGAAAGUGUCCUAGUUACUGGCGGCCAGCCCGUCCUUGUGGAAAUCAAGAAGCCCAAAAGUACCACCCACACGACCAUAGUGGACACGACCCAUAGUUCCCUUCUCCCAUCUCAGACAUUCAGUUUAGAAACUUUGCCCCUCAGCCCCAUGAAUAUAUCUGAAACUACAGGUUCCAGAAAGGGGAGCAGUGACUUGAACCCGUCAACUGUCCCCUGGAGGUUUGCCACCCAGAAGUCUCCCGUGGCCACCCUGUCCUCCUCCUCGGAACUCACCCUCACCAAGCCUGCCCUGGAGACAGGCCCCGUUGUUCGGCAGAUACCUCACCACGUCCUCUCGACCAUCAUGGCAGCCACAAAGCUGCCAGUGGAAAGCACCACAGCUGAGAGGCAGGACAGUUUCCCCUACCUGCUCUCGGAGGACUUCUUGGAGCAGGAAGGCCCAGGCCCCCGUGCAAGUGAAGAGCAGCUGCCCACCUUGAAGCCAUGUUUUGGGGAUGAGUGUCCCCACCUCAGCCGAGGCCCUAUCAUCGCAACCAUUGUCACCGUCCUGUGUCUGCUGCUGCUCCUGGCAGGGGUGGGAGCCGUGUGGGGCUACCGCAAGUGCCAGCACAAGAGCUCCGUGUACAAGCUGAACGUCGGGCAGAGGCAGGCCCGGCACUACCACCAGCAGAUCGAGAUGGAAAAGGUCUAAGUCACCUCCCGAGGGAGAACACCCAGAGCCACUUGGCAGUGUGCAUGCCACAUGGAGCAACACUCGUCGUCCACUUGGAACUGGCCCCGGCAGAAAGGGCUCCUCUGUUUCUUUUCUCAGGUCUGUGUUCCAGAUGCUGAGAAGUGCUUAUGGGGGCUCCUGGCAGGGGCAGAAAGGCUUGGGUGCCCCCUCCUACACAACACUGUCUCCUCCACCAUCUAGGAUGUAUUUCACUAAUCCCAA